This is a messenger RNA of Photinus pyralis (common eastern firefly), 1032 nucleotides long. RefSeq names its product GTP cyclohydrolase 1-like. Gene Ontology annotation, cellular component: cytoplasm. Lineage: Eukaryota; Metazoa; Arthropoda; Insecta; Coleoptera; Lampyridae. The record is from RefSeq and is a predicted model, not a curated record. The transcript is spliced from 4 exons. The coding region runs from base 99 to 869 and encodes 256 amino acids. Gene Ontology annotation, biological process: tetrahydrobiopterin biosynthetic process; tetrahydrofolate biosynthetic process. Gene Ontology annotation, molecular function: GTP binding; GTP cyclohydrolase I activity; zinc ion binding.
CCUCGAUAAAGCCGCCAGUUCGGUACGGGCAAAAGGUGUGCACGCGCGCGCGAAGGUUCCGUUUCACUUGCAUUCAAUUACGUGCUCGAUCUCUAAUUAUGGAUAAUACGGUUAUUGCGACCACGAAUGGCGAACAAAAGACUACGCGACGACCUCGUCCGCUAAUUAGUCGAGCUUGGUCCGAAAAUUUCGACGACGUCGAGGUGCCCGGCACGCCGAAAACGCCGAGAACGUCGACGACGCCAGGUCACGAAAAAUGCACAUUCCACCACGACUUGGAGUUGGACCACAACCCGCCGACACGCGAGGCGAUGCUCCCGGAGAUGUCUCGCUCGUACAGGCUACUUCUCUCCUCGCUGGGCGAAAAUCCCGAACGCCAGGGCCUGCUGAAGACCCCCGAAAGGGCCGCCAAAGCGAUGCUGUUCUUCACAAAGGGCUACGAUCAAAGUCUGGAGGAAGUGCUUAACGACGCCAUCUUUGAUGAGGAUCACGACGAAAUGGUCGUUGUGAAAGACAUCGAGAUGUUCUCGAUGUGCGAGCACCACCUCGUCCCCUUCUACGGCAAGGUCUCCAUCGGCUACCUGCCCUGCGGGAAAAUCUUGGGUCUCAGCAAGCUGGCCCGAAUCGUCGAGAUCUACUCCAGAAGACUGCAGGUGCAGGAGCGACUGACGAAACAGAUCGCCGUCGCCGUAACCAAAGCCGUACAGCCGGCCGGUGUCGCCGUGGUCGUCGAGGGAGUGCACAUGUGCAUGGUCAUGCGAGGCGUGCAGAAGAUCAACAGCAAAACGGUCACCUCCACGAUGCUGGGCGUUUUCCGAGACGAUCCCAAAACGAGAGAGGAAUUUCUAAACUUGGUACACACAAAGUAAACGAGUGCCGCCCGUUUUACCAUGACCUAAAUCAAAAAAUGGACCACGCUUUUUCAUGUACUGUAUGUUUAAAGGUAUUAUACACCAUAAGAAUAAUUUGAUAUCUUUUACAAACAUAUUGGCCAAAUCUAGUGUGUUCAAAUAUAAUUAUAUUUUGAGAAUA